Messenger RNA from Ochotona curzoniae (black-lipped pika), 4434 nucleotides. It is a transcript of the gene VSIG10, whose product is annotated as V-set and immunoglobulin domain containing 10. The coding region runs from base 165 to 1784 and encodes 539 amino acids. Lineage: Eukaryota; Metazoa; Chordata; Mammalia; Lagomorpha; Ochotonidae. The transcript is spliced from 9 exons. The record is from RefSeq and is a predicted model, not a curated record.
AUCGGCUUUACUCCCCGCAGCCCCAAGCAUCCCUUCCUGGGGGUCCGCUCCGCCGCCGCGAGGAUCCGGGAGGAGCCGUCGGAACCCCAGGGCCCGGGGCCCCGGGGCGCACGCCCAGCCUGGCCGGAGGAGCCUGUUUUGGUAGAACUGGGAUCUGGGGCGAGAUGGCCGCGGGAGUCCUCGUCUGUCUCGGGGCGCUCCUGGCACGCUGGGUCGCGGCAGGGUCGGAGGCUGUCGUGGUGACCGUGGGAGAAGUCGACGAGGCUGUCACCCUGCACUGCGGCAACGUCUCGGGGCCCAGGGGCCUGGUGUCCUGGUACCGGAGUGCCUCGGAGCCUGUCCUCCUCGUCUCCUCCAACUCCAGCUUGCCGCCAGCCUCGGCUCGUUUCUCUCUGUGGAACACCAGCUCCCUGCACAUCGAGGCACUGAGCCUGCAGGAUGAAGGAAACUACACCUGCCAGGAGACCCUGAAUGAGACCCAGCAAUUCCAAGUGUGGCUGCAGGUGGCCAGCGGCCCCUAUCAGGUUGAGGUCAACAUCUCUACCACUGGGACCCUCCCCAAUGGCACGCUCUAUGCAGCCAAGGGCUCCCAUGCAGACUUCACCUGCACCAGCAGUGCCUGGCCUCCGCCCAUGGUUGAGUGGUGGUUCAAGGCCCCAGAUUCCAGCGACGAGCCCUUUGGAAACAACCUGACAGUCAGCAACUUCACGCUCUUCCUCAUGUCGCCAAAACUCCAAGGCAACUACACCUGCUUGGCUGAGAACAUGCGCAGUGGGAGACAUCGAAAGGUGACCACCGAGCUCCUGGUCUACUAUCCUCCUCCAUCAGCUCCUCAGUGCUGGGCAGAGGCAUCGCUGGGAUUGUCCAUGCUGCAGCUCACCUGUCGCUGGGAUGGUGGCUACCCAGACCCUGGCUACCUGUGGACAGAGGAGCCAGGAGGACUCAUCGUGGGGAAAUCAAAGCUAGGGGUGGAGAUGCUGAACCAGUCCCAGCUGUCAGACGGCAAGAAGUUCAAGUGUGUUGGGAGCCACAUAGUGGGGCCGGAGUCUGGAGCCAGCUGUGUGGUACAGAUCCGGAACCCCUCCCUUCUCUCUGAUCCUAUGAAGACUUGCUUUGUAGGGAGCAAUGUGACCCUCACGUGCCAAGUGUCGGGAGCAUACCCCGCUGCUGAGAUCCUGUGGCUGAGGAACCUCACCCAGCCCAAGGUGCCCAUUCAACCCAGCAGCCACUAUGUCAUCACCCAGAACGGCCAGAGCUCUACCCUCACCAUCCACAACUGUUCCCCGGACCUGGAUGAGGGCUACUACGUCUGCCGGGCAGAGAACCCCGUGGGGGUGAGGGAGGUGGACAUCUGGCUCAGUGUGAAAGAACCUCUGAACAUCGGGGGGAUCGUGGGCACCAUUGUGAGCCUCCUCCUGCUGGGACUGGCCGUCAUCUCGGGGCUCAUGCUGUAUUACAGCCCUGUGUUCUGCUGGAAAGUAGGAAACACUUUCAGGGGACAAGACACAGGUGACGUCAUGGUUUUGGUGGAUUCAGAUGAGGAAGAGGAGGAAAGGGAGGAGGAGGAGGAUGCUGUAGAAGAGGACGAGGAGGAGGAGGAGGAGGAGGAGGCAGCCCGUGAGAGAGCCGACUUCCCAACAGAAAUGCGCAAGUAUGGCCACAUCCACAGAGUGACCGCCCUGGUGAAUGGGAACUUGGAACGGAUGGGAAACGGACUCCAGGAUCUUCAAGAUGACGUCAGUGAGCUGCCAAGUGACGUUCAGGAAGAAGACAGACCAGUCUGAAGAAGAGCAUUAUCAUUCACCGUUAUAUUCUCCGGAAGCAAGACUGAAGAGUUCUUGACUUGUUCUCCUGCCUGGGAGCUUGCAUUAGUAAGUUCACGUCUCUCUGCAAACUGGACAAGACACACACACAAACACCUUUCCUUCCAUUUUUAAACAAAAAUUGGUUUCCUAGGCUGUAAAUUUUUCAGAGAUGUUAAAAAGCAUUGGGAAGAAGCCACGUGUAUAGGAGAGAUGCCACUUCUGCUGUACCUCCUGGCUGUACCAGGCUGACCUACUGUGACAAACACUGACUGGCCGGGGAAACAUUUGGGCACUGGUGCCCUUUGCCACUAUGAAAGGUUGGUAACUCAGCUUUGUCCAGCACAAAAGUUGAGCACCUUGGGUGUAGGUAAGGAAGUGUCCUUUAUCACUGCUCAGGUAACCAGGCAAGUGUGAGCUGCCUGGGCGAGGUGAGGCCUGAGCCUACCUACUGAUUCCCCGCAGCGUGGCGUCAGGAACCACCAGCUCAAACCUGGGCCCUGCUCCUUUUGUGUUCCGUGGGCUGGUCUCACUGACCCCUCCCCAGGCCUCGGCUUCUUUCUCUGUGGAACAGAUGAACUCAUACCCACCUUCCAGGCAGGUGGUGAGGACAGAUGAGGGCAGUUUGCCUGUUCAGGUGCCUAGUUGGUGCUCAAUGGACGUUAUGCGUCUUCUCUGCCUUCCCUCAGGGUAGAGGGAACAGUGUGCACUGUGAGUUGCAAGUGGCUGCCAGGGCUGCCAAUCGGGGCAUGAUCAGAGCACGCCUUCGCGAUCUCUGUUUUCCCUGGAGACACAAAUCUUUUCAAGAGGCAGGGCCUGACAGGUGCCUUUCCUUGGAACCUCACGUGUUUCAGAGCAAAGCCUCCCAGGUGUUGUGCCUGGGAGUAGCCCGCAGUCUUUCCCGUUCCUUGUCCCUGCUGUUGCUGUCAAUGAAAGCAGCAUGUAUGUUUUGUAAGAACUCCUUAGACCAAGUCAGUCCGUCUGGACUCAGUUGCUCUUAGGAAUGGAAACAGGGAAGACCUGUUUUCCUUCCUACUUCCUAAAGACUUGAUGAGGAUACACAGAUCAUUGACACCAAGUUUCAAAUGAAAAUAAUGGAUGAGUUUGGACUGCUGAUGCUUCUAUCACAUCCUUGUGCAGUUGAUGUUUUUUUUUUUUUUCCUUAUUUUUAUUUUUUACUUGCAUCCAAAUCUCUGUCCAAAGUCAGGGACCUCACAAGGGUGCAAUAGAUGUGUGCUAAACCUGAAAAGUUGACUUGAAUUUGCACUCUUUACUGUUAUAUAGCCUGCCCCAGUGGGCAAGACCUAGGGCUCGAAGAACUUCCUUCCUUUCAGUAUUUGGCACUGGGAUUCCAAAAUUGAGAAGCUGGUUAAAGUAACCCCCCCGCCCCCCUGCAGGUAUGACUGAAGGGACAAAACUGAGCAAAUCACUCAAAGUGGGCCCUGUGCCCAUCUCAGGAGCUGGCUGCAAUUUCUACUCCUCAGGAAUAGCUGUCAAGUACAACUGUGCUUGACCAGGGCUUAGCCUGCCUUGUAGCACCUGGGGGAUUCAAUGGGUCUAAACAGUGAAAGUCAGUGCCAUUUCAGAUGGCUUCAAAAGUCACUGAAGAUUAAGCCGGUCUCACCUCGCUUCUUUAGGCUUUAAAAGCCUGACUUCUUGAAUUUAAGCAUCUGCUCUUCAGAGGCAAGAGGUUUAAGAGGAAAAACAAAAAACAAAACAAAACAACAACAACAAAAAAACAACCAAAGGAGUGGGGGUAAGAAUUCCUAGGAAUGCAGAAAAUGUGUUGCAAAAUCCCUAGGAUGCCUUUUCCAACCUCCUCUUGCACACAACAUGAUGAUGGGAAAUAUUGGAAAGUUUUUCAGUUAGCAAGUGGGAACUUCAAGGACCCGGUGCCAAUUAUUACAAACCCUUGACCAACUGAGCUGUGGCUUCUGUCACUUCUAUCCCAGCCCUGUGUGCACAUUUAUAUGCUGGCCAGUUAAGAGCACAGGGACUAGAGGACUUCAGAUUUUAAGGAGUUUUUAAGAAUUAGGUUUUUUUCCACCCCCUCCCUUAAGAUGAGCCAUGCCCAAGUCUACAAGCAUGUUUGAUAGCGGGUCACAGACUUUGUAUGGCAAAGUCCAAGUUGUUAAAUUGUACUUCAAAAAUAUCUUAUCUGCAUGUGUUAUUAACUCUGAGACCAUGAGAUCUUAUCAGAACCAGGAAAAUAAAGACUUGAGGGUUACUGCAAUGACAUUGCUUUUCCUUGAAACUUAGAGGACAUUAGCGAAGGACCUCAGUCCCCAUGUGGCUUUGAGAGUAGUCCCCAUUCUCACAAGCCCAUAUAAAUACAUACAGGUCCUAUAACUGCAGCAGGAAAAUAUGCAUGAUGGGAAAUUUCCAUAACCUGUGCACUGAGGCUUGGAAUAUCAUCCUUGCUGGGUAACAUUUAUUCUGAUGCAAUAAGUGCCAACCAAUAUUCCCACCAUGGGACUGGCCAGAAACUACUGCAAAGAAAAAUAAACAGAUCUCUCUGCACUAUAUACAUUUUAAUAUUUGGUGGAAGAAGGCUGGGUGAAAAUAAAAUGUUCUGGGGUUAUAACAUGGACUUUUUUAAAAAGAAAAAGAUUAUGAAAUAAAGUUAUUUUUA